This is a messenger RNA of Staurois parvus, 739 nucleotides long. NCBI's taxonomy places the organism in Eukaryota, Metazoa, Chordata, Amphibia, Anura, Ranidae. The record is from the annotation of a GenBank genome assembly.
UCUGUUUGUCCGCUGGCGCAUGCACUCUGGAGGAACGGCAUACCCAUGCAUUUCCUUCAGAGCACUGUGCCAUGUCCCAAGACUCCUGCACGCAUUGUUGCUAAACUCCGGACCCUGCAUUCACUAUAUCCGGUCUCCCCGGACCCUUCAUUCACUAUAGCUGGUCUCCCCGGACCCUGCAUUCACUAUAUCUGGUCUCCCCGGACCCUGCAUUCACUAUAUCUGGUCUCCCAGGACCCUGCAUUCACUAUAUCUGGCCUCCCCGGACCCUGCAUUCACUAUAUCUGGCCUCCCAGGACCCUGCAUUCACUAUAUCUGGCCUCCCCGGACCCUGCAUUCACUAUAUCUGGCCUCCCCAGACCCUGCAUUCACAAUAACUGGUCUCUCCGGACCCUGCAUUCACUAUAUCUGGUCUCCCACAACCCUUCAUUCACUAUAUCUGAUCUCCUCGGACCCUGCAUUCACUAUAUCUGGUCUCCCCGGACCCUGCAUUCACUAUAUCUCUCCCCGGACCCUAUUCACUAUAUCUGGUCUCCCCGGACCCUGCAUUCACUAUAUCCCGGGUCUGGUCAUCACUAUAUCCCGGACCCUGCAUUCACUAUAUCCGCCCUCCCCAGACCCUGCAUUCACUAUAUCUGCUCUCCCCGGACCCUGCAUUCACUAUAUCUGGUCUCCCCGGACCCUGCAUUCACUAUAUCUGGUCUCCCCAGACCCUGCAUUCACUAUAUCUAGUCUCCCA